AUGCCGAGGAGUGUUUCUGUGAGACCACCAGCUAAGACCGAUUUCGGUCGGGAGGUCGCCAUGAGCUGCAGCCGACGCUUACUACGAACCCUCAUCAACGAAUGUCAUAUUCGUCUGGGAAAGUACGGCAGAGAAAUCGAAAGGGAGAAAGCAGCAUGUGCAUCACACCUGGAGGAUCAAACACUGCAAAACCUGGAGAGCUGGAUCUCGAUAAAGGUGAACGUAGAGCGAGGGAAGAAGAGGGUCCAACUCCUGAACAAAAUGCGUACCCUACAGCAUGCAGAUGCAGCUAUGUCAGAACCACCGUCCGUCCACAACCUCUCAUCCAAACAGCUGACAGACGACCAGAUUAAAGUGCUUCAGCACGAAUCUGGAUACAACACAGGUGACGCGCAGCCACUGGAUUUUAUUGCGGCAUUGGAAGCGACACUCGCAAAGACAGAUACCACAGAAGACUCCAAGAACUCCAUUCGCCAGCGAGUGUCAUCGCUCAUCAUAUCCCACAAGCCACGUCGGACCAUCUCCUCGGCCGAAUUAAAGGCCAUUAGGGAAUUAAAGAUGGACGAAGAAAUAGUCAUUGUUCCAGCGGACAAAGGACGGGCAACCGUGAUCUUGGACAGAUCAGAGUACGUCGCAAAAGCCCAGGAACUACUAGACGACAACCAGUCAUACAGAGUCGUCAACUCUGACCCCAUAAAAACACUGGUAGGCAAAAUUAACAAGGGCUUAAAUCAGAUGAGGAGCCAAAAGGCGAUGUCUGAAAACGAUUGGAGACAAAUGAGACCGCAAGAUGUCGCUCCAGCGCGUUUCUACGGUUUGCCAAAAAUCCACAAGCCAAAUGUCCCCCUACGACCCAUCGUAGCGCUAAAAGGCACACCUACCUACGGACUGGCUAAAUGGCUUACCAAGCACUUAAAGAAGCUGACGGAAGGCUCCGAACACACAGCCGCCUCCUCAACGCACUUCCUAGAAAAAGUCCGAGGCGUUACAAUAGCCCCCGAUGAGAUCAUGGUAUCCUUUGACGUCGUCUCUUUGUUCACCUCCAUCCCUAAGGAGUUAGCCAUGAGAGUCAUCAGUGACCUACUGGAACGAAAGUACGACGAUGACGAAAAACCGUUUAAAAGGAAGCACGCGAUUGAGUUACUGGACCACUGCUUAUGCACGUAUUUCACUUUUAACGGCCAUACUUAUGAGCAAAUCCAGGGAACCCCGAUGGGAUCCCCGAUCUCCGGCUACCUGGCUGAGGCGGUACUACAGGAACUGGAAACUCGUGUAUUUCGGUCCCACAAGCCAAAAUUCUGGAUGCGCUAUGUGGACGAUACCUUUGUCGUCCUACACCGAGAUGCGAAGGAGGCCUUUAGAGGAGAAUUAAACUCCAUCUUCCCACAAAUCCAAUUCACAAUGGAGGAAGAAAAGGACGGAACGCUCUCUUUCCUCGACGUGCGGGUAACGAGGCAGGAAGAUGGAAUCCUCCAGACCGGUGUUUUCCGAAAAACUACAAACACAGAGAAAAUACUUUACUACAACAGCAACCAUCCGCUGUCGCAUAAACGCCCGAGGACCGGCUACCACCUGCAGACACGUCAGGCGUCAUUUACCGCGUCAAAUGUCUGGACUGUCCAGCCAACUACUGUGGCAUGA
This is a messenger RNA of Spirometra erinaceieuropaei, 1641 nucleotides long. The record is from the annotation of a GenBank genome assembly. Lineage: Eukaryota; Metazoa; Platyhelminthes; Cestoda; Diphyllobothriidea; Diphyllobothriidae.